Molecule: messenger RNA, 1032 nt
Organism: Notothenia coriiceps (black rockcod)
Lineage: Eukaryota; Metazoa; Chordata; Actinopteri; Perciformes; Nototheniidae
Product: PI-PLC X domain-containing protein 1-like
Exons: 6
Coding region: 286-1032 (248 amino acids)
Biological process (GO): lipid metabolic process
Molecular function (GO): phosphoric diester hydrolase activity
Source: RefSeq, a predicted model, not a curated record
AGUUUCCGGAAGUUUAAACAGUGUUCAAAGACACGUAUUAAUAUUCCACAGAAAGAGAACAAAAACUAAGUCACGUGCUUUACCUGCAGAGGAUUCUCACAACACCUGAAAUACCAACAGACUGCAGGAAUGAGGAACCUCCUACCCCGCAGUGUGUGUCUCUCUGUGUGUGUGCGUGUGUCGUGUGUGUGUGAGUAUGUGUGAGCAAGGUGGAUGGGGUUAAAGGGACCAGAUAAAGGAAGUAAUACAUUGUUUAUUCCCGGUUUUUGAGUUUCUCCUGCAGUCAUGAGUAAGAUGAGCUGCAGCCCGGACUGGAUGUCCUCUCUCCCGGAGGAGCUGUGGGACACGCCGCUCACGGAGCUCGCCAUACCGGGGAGCCAUGAUGCGAUGAGUUACUGCCUCGACAUCAACUCUCCGCUGGUCCCGUCCGAGUCCGACUGCUUCAGGAUCCUCGACGGACUGUUCUACUGUUUCACCAGACCCACCAUCUUCAAAUGGGCCACAACACAGGACAAAAGCAUCGAGGAGCAGCUCUCCAUGGGGAUCCGAUACUUCGAUCUCCGCGUUGCACACAAACUAAAAGACCCCUCCAGCGACCUUUACUUCACGCACAUCAUUUACACUCAUCUAACCGUCCUGGAAACGCUGUCCUCUGUUGCCCUGUGGCUGAACUCUCACCCGAAGGAGGUCGUUAUUCUCGCCUGCAGCCACUUUGAGGGAAUCAGCGACGAACUGCACCAGUCUUUUAUCUUCUCCUUGAAGAAGAUGUUCGGGUCGAAGCUCUGCCCCCACGAGGUUUGUGUGGCCCCCACACUGCGCAGCCUCUGGGCCGCGGGGCAGCAGGUCAUCCUCUCCUACGACUCCCAGCAUCCAUUGCGGCAUCCGGAGCUUUGGCCGGACAUCCCGUACUGGUGGGCCAACCAGCACACAGCGAAGGAGGUCAUCAGUUACCUUGACUGGAACAAAGAGCAGGGCCGCCCAGCCUGCUCCUCCUCUCCUGAGGGAGGCAGUCCCAUGAGGGCAGAGCGCUGA